GUGUGUUAGCAGCCAGAGAGGAAGAAGGAUGAGGAAGUGGUUGGUUCGGAGGACUGGAUGUGAUGAUGUCGCUGUGAUGCACCAGCAACCUUCAGUGGAGCGCUAGCUGGGCAGCCAGAGACCGGUGAUACCUGACAAUGAGAUGGGAAACUGCUGGACUUACUGCGUGGGGCUCUUCAGGAGGGAAACUAACAGGAUCCAGAGAGGAGGCGGGUCAAAGUACUUCCGGAGUACUACUACAGGAGAGCAUUACACAAUAGAGUUUGAAAACCUGGUAGAAAGUGAUGAGGCUGAGAGCCCAACACCAUGUCCAAGGCCCAUCAGUGAAGACGAGCUCAAGAACCUCAGAGAAAAUCGCUAUGCUGCUAUCUCAGACAAGCAAGUCCUGAUAGACCAAAAGCUGCAAGUUGAGUUAGAGGCACAGGAGGAGAAGUUAAGGCUAGAAGAGGAGGCUAGAAAUGUCGCCCAGCGCAAGGCCGCCAAGCUGGCUCGUGAGCGAAAAAUGAAGGAGCUUUCUGCCCAGAGGACACGGGGGAUUGCAGACGGCUCUGGCGCUGAAACGCAGCAGAAACAAACCUCUGGGGAGGAUUUCAAUGUCUACCUCCAGAACAUCAAAGCCCAGUCAGAUGCUUUCAGGAGCAACAGACUUCCUUCUGAAACAAACACAGUGACUCCCAACACAGAGUACAGCUGGGAUUUCACCACUAAGACCCGCUCCACCAAUGAUGACGGGACCUCGCUGGAUUUAGAGUGGGAGGAUGAGGAAGGAAUCAACCGAGCACUCCCGGCCUGGGAGCGCUCUCGGACCGAGGAGGACAUCUUACGAGCGGCUCUGAGGCCCGGCAACAAACAAAUGACCAGUGGGCCGACCUCGGCCUCCGAGGACUCCAACGCUCUGGAGUGGGAGAAUGAUUUCGUGAGUACUCACCCAGAGGACAGCGGAGACGCAGAAUUCGAAGGGUUUGUCAAUCCAGUCUUAGACACUCCCUCGGAGGAUGCGUCGGACCCUGGCCUCAGGUCGGACAACCAGGACAGAUAGUGUCCAGCACCAAAGGAGACGUUUGUCGUGGCCUCACCAGCUUUCUGCCUCGUGAAUCAGAAAUGUACUUCAUCAUAUUCUGUAAUGAAUCUCUCAUGCUGGAGAGACUGUUAAUGGAUCCACCAUAGUGCAGUCUGAAGAUUUUAUCAAUCAUGUUUUUUCAGUGCCUUCAUCUGCUACACUAUCUGACCAUUGAGCAUUGUAACUCGACUUUCUUCACCGUUUUAAACAUUGUUCAGUAAGUGCUUUUCUUUUUUUUUGGAUGAUCAGUGCUCGAGUGGCCGGACUAAAACCAGAUUGUUGCCAGGAAACUUUACCAUGACCAGUAACUGUAAAAACAAAAGGAUGCCUUAGGAGCUGUUCAGUACUUUCACGUGAAAAGGGUGACAUUUCACGAGGGGUUAGUUUAGCAAACAGGAAGGCAAGGUGUCAUUUUAACAUCUCAGUGCCUGGGGACCAAAUGCAGCUCAGAGUCCAGACAGAGUGGCACAAAUGCUUUGGCUUUUUAUUAUUUAUGAGGACGAAAUAUUCAAAAGCAGAAAUGGAAUCUAUUGAAACUGGGAUCUUAUUUUGGUUUUACCCUUUUUAAUUUUGUCGAUUACAGCAAAACAGAAACUGAAGUCUGUAUUCUAGAGAUGCAGUUAAAAUCAGAUACAAACACUGUAAAAAAUGUCGGACUAAACUCUUCCUGUUUUUAGGUCAGUGAGGAGGAUCAAAAUUAUUUACAAAUAAUUUGCCAAAAUGUCAUGAAAAUGAGAAUCUUUUGAGAUUUUGUUUUAACUUACCGUAAAUUCAGAGGUUUACAUACAUUUCCUUAGUAUUUAAUAAAAUAGCUUUUUAAUCCAGUUGACUUGGGUGAGAUGUUUUCUCUGGUAUCCUUCUAAAAGCUUCUGACAGUGGUUUGGCCCAUUCCUCCUGACAAAGCUGCUGUUACUGAGUCAGGUUGGUAGGCUGCCUUGCUCAUGCACAACUUUUCAGCCCUACAUCCAUGUUUUCUAUGGGACUGAGAUCAUUGCUUUGUGGUGAACGCGUUUGCUUUGUUGGCCUUAAACCAUUUAGUAACUCAUUGGCUGUAUGCUUAGGGUUAUUGUGUAUUUGGUAGACCUAUUUGCACCUAAGCUUUCCUUCCCUGGCUGAUGACCCAAACUGUUGCUUCAGUGUUUCCACAUGAAUGUUCUUUCUUCUUGGUGCUGUUUAUUUUGUAAUGUGCACCGUUCCCUCCUGCAGAAAAUUACCCAGGAUGUUGGGUGCACCAUGCUUCAGUGGUGAUGAUCUUCUCAGGCUGGCAAGCUUCCCACCUUUCCCUUAAAAUGUAACAAUGGUCAUUGGAGCCAAAUACUUCUACUGAUUUUAGCUCCUUCAGACCACAGGACAUGUCUUCAGAAAUGAAGCCAUUUGUUUCCGGUGUGUAUUUGCAAGCUGUAAUCUGUUCAUGUUGAUUUUUGGAGUAUCGGCUCCUUCUUCUUUAAGUGGCCUUUCAGGCCCCCUCGUUACAGAAUGCCUUUCAUUGUGGAUGAUGACACUCCUUAACCAGCUUCAGCCAGUAUCUUGAGAAUGUGUUUUGCUUUUCUUCUUGAGUUGAUGCACACAUUUUGUAUAAAAACGUGCACAGAACCAGCCUCCUUCCCAAAGUAUUUAUACUUGCAUGUAAGUGUUUGAACAGAUGAACUUUCAGCUUCAGGAAUCUGCUGAUGGCAGUUAAGGAUGAACCAGACUUGUGGAGGUUCACCACCGUCUUCCCCAUAUCUUGGCUGAUUUUCUUAUGACUUUUGCAGGACCUCAUGCAGGUGACAUCACAGCAGUUGGUGUUAUAGGCCACGACAUCACCAUUGGGCCUUUUUCUACAUGGGUUUAAAGGCAUAGUGAUGUUAGUGUAUGUACAUUUCUGAAUCUGAAAGAAAAUCAUAAAUGAAUCAAAAUUCUCUCUAAUGUUAUUCUGGUAUUUUGCAUUUAGAUAUAAUUUGUGCAAUCCUACCUAACCUAAAGCAGGAAACGUCUAGUUUGAUUUAAUGUCUGACAAGUAAAAAAAAAAAGAAAAGUGUUCUUUUUAAACAUUAUAUCUAUUUUCAUCUGUAGGUAGCGUCUAUUUGUUCUCUUUCUUUUUUGCAGACAUCUAAACAUACAGCCUCUGUACCUGGGACGCUUUGCUCACUUGUUUAGUGUGGCUGAUUGCUGCCAAUUCUAGCGGACCCUCAACAUAAUUGCACAAAUGUUCUCUACGUCAAGUUUGCGCAUUCAUGAGUAAAACGAAUAUGGUUACUGUUGACAUUUUCGACGAGCUAUUAGCAUUUUCAGACAACUAUUUAGCAGAAAAAAAUCGAUAGAUGUAAAAUUCCUCCAUGACCAAGAAGAUUGUGUUUUACAUCCAACCCAAGUUCAUGGAAGAAAAAAAACGCUGCUCUGACAAUAAAACGUACCCGUUAUCAAACAGACUAUUUUACUGCAACACUUGCAUUCAGCUGUGCUGCUGAACACCACACAUUAACUGCAUUCAGUCCCGUUUUAAACCGGCGUUGAUUGAUGCUCUCGUGGAAUCAACAGUGGAAAAAUGUUUCAAACUGUAAAAACUUACAAUCCCAACCAUACCAUCAGUGUUUGUGCAAACAUCACCAGGGUUUAUCUUUAUUAUCACAGGAUGAUCACUUCUUAUCAGGACAAAAACCUUUCCACAGUAGCCAUAACCUAUUGGAUAACUGCACAUCCAUUAAAAAAAAGAUCUUCCAUCACUAAAUGCCAGAGGUUUAACUGGCUAACACUGGGGACACUUUAUGCAUGUUCUUUCCUUUCAGACUGUGUGCCACAUAUUACCAUGUUUCUCCCUUUUAGGACUAUUUCUCAAUAAUAAAAUCGAUUUCAAGUCACAAAAACCCAUAUUUAAAGUUUUUUGUUGAUGAAGAAAGUCAUAGCGGUGAUAUAUAACCAGAAAAGGUUGAUGGUUGGGGGAAAAACCGAUAGAGGUUGGGUCUAAGUAAUCCUUAAGUUUUACAAGGCUUUUUAAGGGUCUUAUUCGGUUAAACUGGUCUAGUUGCAAACUUAAAGUGAUUAAUGUGGGGGAUUUCUAUUGCUUCCAGCAGACAGAUGUGCUUUAUUUUUUUCUAAACGUUAAAAUUGACCACAUAAUGUCAGUUUCAUGUCUGCGUGGUUUGAGGGCUUUUACUUUAAAGUGGCUGUGUCUGAAAGAAUCUUACAUAAUUGAACUUGCAAAUAUUCAUUCUGCAGAUUGUUCUUCCAGAGCAACCUGUGCGCAAAACAAUCCAAUUGCAGUACUGUAUGAAAUCCUGGCAUAAACAUGCGUGCAUGUAUACAUACUUGUGUCCUAGUUUCAGGUUACAGGGGGCUUGACUUUGUCCCAGAAAUCAGUGGACAGCAGGCAGGAUAGUAGCUUUAUCAAGUAGAAAAAGGUCUCAAAACUCUUUAAAAAAAAAAAAAAAGUCAACAAUUUCCAUGAAGAGGUUUUAGGUUUUGUCUGCACUGUAUCUAAUCUUUGUGACUCGUUUGGCAGUGAGCAUUCAUCAGCACGGCAUGUUGGCCAGCUACAAUCAGACAUGGUGUACCCACAGCGCAUGCACUCUUAGCAGAGCAGCUUUGCUAAUAACAGUGACCUCAAAUCAAAAGGGCCUGUGUGACGUUCUGAAUGUCGGCACCAUUAAAUAUAAAAUUCUAUGUUUAACUUGAAAUGCGUUUUGUUGUUCUUCAGCAGGAUCUUUUGUUUCUGGCCUGUAAACAUUGAAGCAAACAGCCUGAGCGUGAUUCCACCCUCUUAAAUUAGUCUUUGUAGGGUAAUGGGAGAAAUCCAAAGCCUAGCAGGUUGGUAAUAUUUAAUGCCAAAGUGAGGUAGAAACCUUGUGUAAUAUUUUUUUUUUACUCUAAUAAAUAUCCAGGUUACUCUGAACUGCAAACUUUCAUUAAUCUGAUUCUUGUGAUGUGUGAACAGGAAUACAGUUGGCAUGGCCUAAACUGUUGUAAACAACAUGAAACUGAUCACAAUUGUUCCUAUAUUAUCACAUGUGGAAGGGGUUUCUCACAUAUUUCACUUACUUUGCUUUAAUCAGAUCUAGCACAUAGGUUGCAGCUGUAUGUGGGGAUUUUAGUGGAUCCUGAAGAGAAUAUUCACUGAUGACUGUAGGGUGGAGGAAAAUGAUUUGAGGAAGGGUCACCAUGGAGUGUGUGGAAGAGACACGAGUUCACUUUCAGAUUCCAUCAGCAUCAUUUUCAACACCAUUCAAUAGUAUGUUUUGUCAUGAUUGUUGUUUUGACAUUUGUUUAAUCUUUGAAAAUUCUGUAAAAAGAAAAAUUAUAAUUCAACAUUCCUUGUCACAAUGAGCUUGAAGAAGAAAAUAAAAUGCAUAGUUUUAAAAACA
Messenger RNA from Girardinichthys multiradiatus, 5400 nucleotides. It is a transcript of the gene ap1ar, whose product is annotated as adaptor related protein complex 1 associated regulatory protein. The transcript has 10 exons. Gene Ontology annotation, biological process: negative regulation of cell motility; negative regulation of substrate adhesion-dependent cell spreading; regulation of Arp2/3 complex-mediated actin nucleation. Gene Ontology annotation, molecular function: AP-1 adaptor complex binding. Bases 143 to 1039 code for a protein of 298 amino acids. Lineage: Eukaryota; Metazoa; Chordata; Actinopteri; Cyprinodontiformes; Goodeidae. The record is from RefSeq and is a predicted model, not a curated record.